UGUGUGGCACUGAAUUAGAGCGAUCGCACACGCCCGACUCGAUCAGUUGCUGGCGUGCCGUCUAACCCUGCGGAUGUGUGCCGAAUCGAGACGGAGAGUUCGACCUUUGGGAUAGUACGCGACCGGAUAUAUGUCCUGCGGCAAUGCGCAGGCGCGAAGUGCAGAAGAAUUACUGAAAUUUUCAACAAGUGUGACAAGUGUGCCAGAUAAUUAAAACUCAAGUGGUGUUCGUCGAGUGUUAGCCACUCCAGAAGGACCAAAAGGAGCCGCGAUACGCGAUACACCAAACACAUAUAUAUUCGAGUGGCGAGCCGCGCAGAGUGAGGCGACCGAUUAUUGUGCUGUCCUCAGCAAGGAGCCGCAAAAUGGAUUUAUCGAGGCGGCUGUGCUCAACUGCCUUGGUAGCAUUCAUUGUUCUGGCCGGCAUCCACGAUUCCCAGAGCAGAUUCCAUGGAUCAAGACAAAAAAGACAAUAUGGCGCGAACUUGUAUUUGCCGGAGAGCUCUGUGACGCCCGACGGCGAGGGCGACAAUCCGAAUGAGUGGACUGUGUGGAGCUCACCCUCUGACUGUUCCCGAACCUGCGGCGGAGGAGUGUCCUACCAGACGCGAGAGUGUCUGCGCAGAGAUGCCUAUGGCGAGGCAGUUUGCAGUGGAGGCAGUCGUCGCUACUUCUCCUGCAACACUCAAGACUGUCCGGAGGAGGAACCCGACUUCAGGGCGCAGCAGUGCUCCCGCUACGAUAACCAGAAGUUCGAUGGCAUCAUCUACGAGUGGGUGCCGUACACCAAUGCGCCCAACCCGUGCGAGCUGAACUGCAUGCCCAAGGGGGAGCGCUUCUACUAUCGCCAGCGGGAGAAGGUGGUGGACGGAACCCGGUGCAAUGAUAAGAGCUUCAACGUGUGCGUGAAUGGCGAGUGCCUGCCGGUGGGCUGCGACAUGAUGCUGGGCAGCGAUGCCAAGGAGGACAAGUGCCGCAAGUGUGGCGGCGAUGGCAGCACCUGCAAGACCAUUCGCAAUACCAUCACCACCAAGGACCUGGCUUCCGGCUACAAUGACCUGCUGCUCCUGCCAGAGGGCGCCACCAAUAUUCGCAUCGAGGAGACGGAGCCGUCGAGCAAUUAUCUGGCCUGUCGCAACCUCAGUGGACACUAUUACUUGAACGGCGACUGGCGGAUCGACUUCCCGCGCCCUAUGCUAUUUGCCAACUCCUGGUGGAAUUAUGAACGCAAGCCCAUGGGUAUGGCGGCUCCCGAUCAGCUGACCUGCAGCGGCCCCAUCUCCGAGAGCAUCUUCAUUGUGAUGUUGGUGCAGGAACGAAAUGUCAGCCUUGACUACGAGUACAGCAUCCCGGAGUCCCUCAGUCACUCGCAACAGGAUACGCACACGUGGACACACCACCAAUUCAGCACCUGCAGCGCAUCCUGUGGCGGUGGCACUCAGAGUCGCGUGGUGACCUGCAACAACCGCAUCACCCUGGCGGAAGUCAACCCGGCACUUUGCGAUGAUAAAUCCAAGCCCGUCGAGGAACAGGCGUGCGGUACGGAACCUUGCGCUCCCCACUGGCAGGAGGGAGAGUGGUCCAAGUGCUCCAAGGGCUGCGGAUCGGAUGGCUUCCAGGAGAGAAACAUCACUUGCGAGCGCAUCUCGUCUUCAGGCGAGCAUACCGUUGAAGAAGAUGCAGUUUGCCUGAAGUUGGUGGGUAACAAGCCGGCUACCAAACAGGAGUGCAAUCGCGAUGUUAAGAACUGUCCCAAGUACCAUCUGGGUCCUUGGACGCCAUGUGAUAAGCUCUGCGGCGAAGGCAAGCAGACGAGGAAGGUGACCUGUUUCAUUAAGGAGAACGGACGCAAGCGCGUCCUGCCCGAAGAAGAUUGCGUGGAGGAGAAACCAGAGGUGGAGAAGACCUGCCUGUUGACGCCUUGUGAGGGUGUUGAUUGGAUCAUCUCGCAAUGGAGCGGUUGCAAUGCAUGUGGCCAGAACACGGAGACACGUACCGCCAUCUGUGGCAACAAGGAAGGUAAGGUAUAUCCCGAGGAGUUCUGCGAGCCAGAGGUGCCCACUCUUUCCCGACCUUGCCAAUCGCCCAAGUGUCAGGCGCAGUGGUUCUCCUCGGAAUGGAGCAAGUGCUCAGCUGCAUGUGGCAAGGGUGUUAAAUCUCGCAUUGUCAUCUGCGGGGAGUUCGAUGGCAUGACAGUGACUCCGGCUAGUGAUGACUCGAAAUGUGAUAAGGCAACGAAACCAGAGGCGGAACAGGAAUGCGAGGGCGAGGAGAAGGAAUGUCCCGGCGAAUGGUUCACUGGACCUUGGGGCAAGUGCAGCAAACCUUGCGGUGGAGGUGAGCGCGUUCGCGAAGUCCUGUGCUUAUCCAAUGGAACAAAGGCCGCAAACUGCGACGCAGAAAAGGUCGAAUCUCCAUCGGAGAAGUGUAAUGCAGAAGCCUGCACUGAGGAUGAGAUAUUGCCCCUGACUAGCACCGAUAAACAAAUCGUCGAGGAUGACGAAGAAGACUGUGAUGAGGAUGGUAUUGAGCUGGUCGACGAUACCUUACCGAAAACUGAUAAGAGCGCCGAUAUUAUCGAUUUCGACAAAUCGUCCACAGAAACCACACCUGAGGAUGAAGAUCAAAUGCAAAGUGACAGCCCGACUCCCUACGAUUCGUCUGAUUCGACUGGUACCACCGUUGAGGGAUCCGGAGAUGAGUCUGAUUCAACUACCGACAGCGGAAUUUCCACAGAAGGAAGUGGUGAUGAUGAAGACACUUCUUCUACCGAUUUGAUCAGCUCGACAACUGCCGAUUCCAGCUCCAGUGACUCCAGCUCUGGAAUUUCCAGCGAUUCGACAUCUGAAGCUCCAUCUUCUGUCUCCUCUGAAGGCACGGAAUCUUCUGGUGGCUCCACUGAUGCCUCAAGCUCAACGGAAGCGUCCGCCUCGGACUCUACUGACGUUUCAAGCACUACAGAUACUUUAGGAUCAACUGAUGCUUCAGGAUCUACUGAUGCUUCAGGAUCUACUGAUGCUUCAAGUUCGACUGAUGCUUCAAGUUCUACUGAUACUUCAGGUUCUACUGAUGCUUCAAGUUCUACUGAUAUUUCAAGUUCAACUGAUAUUUCAAGUUCUACUGAGGCUUCAAGUUCUACUGAUGGUUCAGAAUCUACUGAUACGUCAGGAUCUACUGAUGCUUUAGGCUCAAGUUCCACAAAUGACUUAACUGAAUCCUCUGAUAAAUCAACUGACGCUAAUGAAUCUUCAACAGAGGCUUCAUCGUCAUCUGUCUCUGAUUCUUCGGACACUACAGAUAGCACAACUAACGAUAGUUCCUCAACAGAAUCUUCAGUUUCUACCGACUCCUCUUCACAAGAUACAACCGAAAGUACUUCUGAGUCCUCAACUGAUUCCACAGAAUCCUCAACUACUGAAGAUUCUUCUACCAGCGAUUCUUCGACAACAGAUAGUUCUACUUCGUCUUCCACCUCUAAUUCGGAGGCUACUGACGAUGACUCAACCACAGAUGCUAGCACUGCUGAUGGUUCCACUGACGGCUCCACUGAUGGCUCCACUGAUAGCUCCACUGAUGGCUCCACUGAUGGCUCCACUGAUGGCUCCACUGAUGGCUCCACUGAUGGCUCCACUGAUAGCUCCACUGAUGGCUCCACUGACAGCUCCACUGACGGCUCCACCGACGGCUCCACUGAUAGCUCAACUGACGGAAACACUGAAAGCACCUCUGACAAUACAUCUGCCAAAAGCACUGACGUUAGCUCCAGUGAGGGUUCAACCACUGAUGGCACUACCGUCGAGGAGCUGUCCAGCUCCACAGACUCAGCUUCCACUGACGUUUCUGGUUCCACAGAAGCAACUGAGUCCUCUGCCUCCACAGAUGGUUCCUCUACUGACGUCUCCUCUACAGAUGGCUCUAUCACUGAUGCUUCCUCCACAGAUGGUUCAUCCACUGAGGCUUCCUCCACAGACGGCUCCACGCCUGAGGCCUCCUCCACAGAUGGUUCGUCCACUGAGGGUUUCUCUACAGAUGGUUCUUCCACAGAUGCAACUGACUCCACUGAAAGUGGCCCAACCGAGGAGAGUACUACGGAAGGAACGACUGACAGCACAACCGAGGGAUCCACAGACAGCUCCCAGUCUACAGAUCUUGAUAGCACUACCAGUGAUAUCUGGAGCAGCAGUGACAAAGAUGACGACUCGGAGUCCAGUACACCUUACUCCUUUGUGUCUGAAGUUACCAAGGGCAAGCCACGAAAGUGUAAGCCUAAGAAGAGUAGCUGCGCUAAGUCUGAGUACGGUUGCUGUCCGGACGGUAAGUCCACUCCCACGGGACCCUUCGACGAGGGCUGUCCCAUUGUCAAGACCUGUGCCGACUCAGAGUACGGUUGUUGUCUGGACGGAGUGUCUCCGGCUAAGGGCGAAGACCACAAGGGUUGCCCCAAGUCGCAGUGUGCGGAAACCCUCUUCGGCUGCUGCCCCGAUAAAUUUACACCUGCCAUUGGUGAGGACGAUGAGGGAUGUCCCGAAACAACCACCGUUCCGUCCACAACCACCACAGAGGAGUCACAGCCUGAGACAAAGUCGGAGUCAAGUACGGAGCUGGAAGGAUCAGGGGAGGACUCGACGACACCUGAGUCAGAGACCACCAACAAGUCAUGCUCCUUUUCCGAUUUCGGAUGCUGUCCCGAUGGCGAAAAGCCCGCCAAGGGCAAGGACUUCGAAGGCUGUCCUGAUGAGCCACAAGUCGCCAAGGGCUGCGACCAGUCGGAUCACGGUUGCUGUCCAGAUGGACGAACUCCAGCCAGCGGUCCCGAUUACCAAGGGUGCUCUGCCUGCAUGCGCGAACGCUUUGGCUGCUGUUCGGAUUCAGAGACAGCGGCUCACGGUCCCAACCAAGAGGGCUGCUGCCUGGACACUGAUUUUGGCUGCUGCCCCGACAACAUCUUGGCCGCCCGAGGACCCAACUUCGAGGGCUGCGACUGCCAAUACACGCCCUAUGGUUGCUGUCCGGACAAAAAGUCGCCCGCCCAGGGCUACAACGACAAGGGAUGUGCCUGCGAGACGACACAGCAUGGCUGUUGCCCCGACAAGAUCACUGCUGCCACGGGACCCCAGUUCGAGGGCUGCCCCUGCGAGACCACCCAGUUCGGAUGCUGUCCCGAUGGACUCACAUUCGCCAAGGGACCCCAUCAGCACGGAUGCUACUGCACCCAGACGGAAUUCAAGUGCUGCGAGGACGAAAAGACCCCGGCCAAGGGACCCAACUUCGAGGGCUGCACCUGUGUGGAGAGCAAGUUCGGCUGCUGUCAUGACGGAGUUACCAAGGCGACGGAUGACAAGUUCGGCGGAUGCGAGAAAAUCCCGGAUCCACCGCAGAAGGCCUGCGGUCUGCCUAGCGAUAGGGGCAACUGCAGCACCUACAGCGUCAAGUACUUCUUCGACACCAAGUACGGCGGAUGCGCUCGGUUCUGGUAUGGUGGCUGCGGCGGCAACGACAACCGAUUCGAGAGCGAGUCCGACUGCAAGCAGACCUGCCAAGACUACACCGGCGAGAACGUCUGUCUGCUGCCCCAGAACAGCACCGGUCCCUGCACCACCUUCAAGAAGAAGUGGUACUAUGACGCGGAACGCAACAGUUGCGAGGAGUUCCAGUACGGCGGAUGCUUCGGCACCAAUAACCGUUUCGAUACCCUUGCACAGUGCCAGGGAACUUGCAAUGCCGGAUCGAAUCUUCCAACCUGCGAACAGCCAGUGGAGAGCGGACCGUGUAAUGGAAACUAUGAACGUUGGUACUACGACAACCAGACCGACGUCUGCCGGCCCUUCACCUAUGGAGGAUGCAGGGGCAACAAGAACAACUACCCGACGGAACAUGCCUGCAACUACAACUGCCGCCAGCCGGGCGUGCUUAAAGAUUACUGUGCGCUUCCUAAGCAAACUGGUGAUUGCAGCGAAAAGCUGGCCAAGUGGCACUUCUCCGAAAGCGAGAAGCGCUGUGUGCCCUUCUACUACACGGGUUGUGGUGGCAACAAGAACAACUUCCCCAGCCAGGAGUCCUGCGAGGACCACUGCCCCCGGCAAGUUGCCAAGGACAUCUGUGACAUACCUGCCGAGGUGGGAGAGUGUGACAAGUACACCAACCUCUGGUACUACGACACCAAGGAUCAGGCCUGUCGCCAGUUCUUCUACGGCGGCUGCGGUGGCAAUGAGAACCGCUUCCCCACGGAGGCGUCCUGUUUGGCGCGCUGCGAUCGCAAGCCCGAACCGACGACCACCACCCCCGUGCCCCAACCACCUUCAAGCCAGCGGGACAUCUGCGAUGAGGAUCCAGCUCCUGGUGAAUGCAGUGACUGGCAGGUCAACUGGCACUUUGAUCGAAAUGCUGGCGCCUGUCGUCGGUUCCACUACGGAGGUUGUGGCGGCAAUGGCAAUCGCUUCGAAUCGGAGUCGGAUUGCGAGCGGCGCUGCAACAGGCAACUACGUCCUGCCCCGACUUCUGCCCCUGCUCAAGCCCCACCUCGAUCAGAUGUUAGCCAGUGUAAUCAGCCUGCUGAUCCGGGUGCAUGCGAUAAAUGGGUUUCCAAGUGGAACUACAACGCGAGUGCGGGUGUCUGCCAGUCGUUCUGGUAUGGAGGUUGCGGCGGCAAUGAUAACCGCUUUGAUUCCCUGGAGGAUUGCUCUACUCGCUGCUCUCCCAAUGUAGACGUUCGCUUUGGUGAACCAGAACCGGAGCCCCAACCGGAACCCCAGCCGGAACCCGAACAGGAACCCGAGCUGGAACCGGAGGAUCCUGUCGAGGAACCCCGUCCUGACACGUCCAAGUGCUUCUUGGCAUCCGAGCCGGGCAACUGCUUGGGCAACGAGACCCGCUGGUACUACAAUAGUCAAGAGGGACUCUGCGACGAGUUCGUCUACACGGGAUGCGGCGGUAAUGCCAACAGCUAUGCCACCGAGGAGGAGUGCCAGAACGAAUGCAGUGACGCCCAGACCACCUGUGCUCUGCCCCCUGUCCGCGGACGGUGCAGUUACCUCUCCCGACGCUGGUACUUCGACGAGCGCAGCGGUCGAUGCCACGAGUUCGAGUUCACCGGAUGCCGCGGCAACCGCAACAAUUUCGUUUCGGAGAACGAGUGCCUCAGCUUCUGCCGGGGUGGACCUCCAGUGGAACCCGAGCCACAGCCACCAGCACCGACCUAUUCAGUGUGCACCCUGCCAGCGGAGGCGGGCGAAUGUGACAACAGCACCAUGGCGUGGUUCUACGACACCGAGAACAUGGCCUGUACGGCCUUCUCCUACUCCGGAUGCGGAGGAAAUGGAAACCGCUUCGAGACGCGCGACCAAUGCGAGCGGCAGUGCGGAGAGUUCAAGGGAGUGGACGUUUGCAAUGAGCCAAAGACGCAGGGUCCCUGCACUAAUUGGCAGACCCGGUACUACUUCAACGUCCUGAGCCAGGCCUGCGAGCCGUUUACUUAUGGUGGAUGCGAUGGCACCGGAAAUCGCUUCAACGAUUUGUACGAAUGUCAGGCAGUUUGCAUAGCCGGCCGCGAACCGACGGUGGGUUCGGCUAAAGAAAUCUGCAUGCUGCCUUUGGAGAUGGGCCAGUGCACUGGACCUUCGGUGCAAGAGCGCCGUUGGUACUACAACGACGAGCAAGGAAACUGUAUGUCCUUCAUUUACGCGGGUUGCUCGGGCAACCAGAACAACUUCCGAACCUACGAGGCAUGCACGAACCAAUGCCGACCCGAAACCAAUGAUUUGGACAAUGGAAUUGGAAGCAACCCGUGCGAUUCAUACGAUGCCAAUUGUCGGGAACUUAGCUGUCCGUAUGGCAUUCGCCGUGAGGCUGUCCAAUCUCAGCCAGAGUGCACGCAGUGCGUCUGCGAGAAUCCGUGCGAGGGAUACAACUGUCCCAGAGGCCAGCAAUGCGCCGUCGAGGAGGCCACACCCGAUGGUCGCCAGUUUGCCCCAGUCUGCCGCGACAUUAACAAGCCCGGCGAGUGUCCAGCUCUACAGGCCAAUGCCAGUAACUGCGCCCUCGAAUGCUACACUGAUGCCGACUGCAUUGGCGACAAAAAGUGCUGCAGCGAUGGCUGCGGUCACCUUUGUCUGCCUCCCACUCGACCCACCUUGCCGCCCACCACUCACGCCCCCGUGGUCGUCUAUCCGGGUGAUAUUAGGGCCACUCUGGAGCCCAAGCAACCACAAGAGCUGGCUGUCCAGACUUCCAUCGGCGGCAUUGCCGUGCUGCGGUGCUUCGCCACCGGUAACCCGGCUCCGAACAUCACUUGGUCGCUCAAGAACUUGGUGAUCGACACAAACAAGGGCCGCUACGUCCUGACCCCCAACGGUGACUUGACCAUUGUCCAGGUGCGACAGACCGACGAUGGCACCUACGUCUGCGUGGCCACUAAUGGCCUAGGAGAUCCGGUGCGACGUGAGGUUCCUCUCCAGGUUACAGAGGCCGUAAAACUCCCCGCCUACAUUCACGGUGACAAGAAUGUAACCCAGAUCGUGGAGCUGAACCGUCCGGCAGUGAUUCGCUGUCCGGCCGGAGGCUAUCCACAACCGCACGUCAGCUGGUGGCGCAAUGGACAACAGUUUGGCCUGAGGAAUAACCUUAUGGCCCGUGACUACUCGCUGGUCUUCAACUCUAUUCAGUUGAAGGACCUUGGCCCUUACACUUGUGAGGUGUACAACCAGCGGCGUCCCGUUUCGCUGCACGUCACCCUGAAGGCGGUGGGUCCUGUCCGGGCUUUCGGCGACGAGGAGUCCCGAUACCUGCAGUAUGUGCUGGAUCCGGCCAUCCGUCCGGUGACCCAGCGACCCCGCUAUCCCUACCGACCCACUCGCCCGGCCUAUGUGCCUAAUCCCACUGUUAAUGCACAUGCCGUGUUGGCUCUGGAUCCCAAGAACAGCUACACAACUGGCUCAACCAUUGUCAUGAGCUGCUCCGUGCAAGGCUAUCCGGAACCCAAUGUCACUUGGACCAAGGACUACACGCCUCUCUACGAGAACGAGCGCGUUCAAAUUACAUCCCAGCCACAUCGUCUCAUAGUGAAUGGUGUGACCCCCGAGGACGCGGGCAGGUAUGCCUGCAGGGCCAGCAAUGCCUACACGUACGCCGACGCAGAAGCAAAUGUUUCCAUUCAAUCUGUUUUACCUGUUUCGCCGGAGUGCGUGGACAGUCCGUUCUUUGCCAACUGCAAGCUGAUCGUGAAGGGUAGAUACUGCAACAAUGCAUACUACAUAAAGUUCUGCUGCCUGUCCUGCACAUUGGCGGGCUUUGCACCCGCGGCUCCUCAUCCCAAUGCGGUAUAAUUCCACAUACCGGGCACACAGAGAGCAGAGUAUUUUUGUUUGAUUUUCGCAUUGAAUUGAGUUUAAAGUUGAAACGCACCACCACACAAGAAUAAUUGGAUCGACACUCCCGGAGGACAUUCAAAAUCAUUCAAAAGCAGAGAGACCAAAAAGCCAACCGUUGCUUAGCCAUAACCAUAGCCUAAAGAUCAAGAACGAACGAACGUCUAAUGUAGUAUUUACUCUCUUCCAGAACAAAAGAAAAUAGUAUUAGUGUUUUUAUGUUUGUGUUCCUAUUUAUUCUUGAUUACGAGUAACGUUAAAUUCAAUCGAGGAAAAAAAGCGGCUAAAACGAAUUUGUAUUCUACUUUUUAGUUUCUACGACUACAUUUCUGUGCAACGAGUAAAGCAUUUAAGCCUAAAACUAAUAAUUGUAAAUAAAUUAAAACUACAUAAUAAAGAGUGCAUAUGUACAAAAGA
Molecule: messenger RNA, 9779 nt
Organism: Drosophila rhopaloa
Lineage: Eukaryota; Metazoa; Arthropoda; Insecta; Diptera; Drosophilidae
Gene: Ppn
Product: papilin
Exons: 18
Coding region: 366-9320 (2984 amino acids)
Biological process (GO): extracellular matrix organization
Cellular component (GO): extracellular region; extracellular matrix
Molecular function (GO): metalloendopeptidase activity; serine-type endopeptidase inhibitor activity
Source: RefSeq, a predicted model, not a curated record